Molecule: messenger RNA, 1574 nt
Organism: Spirodela intermedia
Lineage: Eukaryota; Viridiplantae; Streptophyta; Magnoliopsida; Alismatales; Araceae
Source: the annotation of a GenBank genome assembly
AUGUUGCAAUUAUUCACUAAAUGUGAUGUAUUUAUAAAGAAGUUAGAUUCAAAAUUGUCUCUUUUUGUCAUCAUCUCACAAUAGUUAUAUUUCCAUAAAUUAUUAGAAAUUAAAAUGGCUGGAAAAUGAAUAUGAUAUACCCUUUAAGGGUUUAGAUAUCUUCAUAAGAAAUCAAUACAUGAUUUACUAAACUACAAUGUAUAUAUUCAAAUCAUAUCAGUCAAUCAAGAUCAAUAAUUAUCUAAUAUUAUUAAAAUAGGAUCAACAAAAUAUAUUUAGAUAAGAUAGUAAUUUAGUAAUUAAAUAUUAUUUUAACCACCUCAAAGAAAAUACAAUCAUCAUAGAAGAAGGUAAUGAUAUGAGAGUAAAUCUACUUGUGCUACCUUACACUCCAACAUGGCACACCAAAUAAAAGAGGAGUCAUAGCACACAGGUCUUCUUUUACAAGGAGUCUAUAACAUCACUAUCCUCUUUUCUUGUACACAAAGAUUUUACAAAUCGAUGGAUUCAUUACUAUUUCUUCAAGUCACCUUGAAAGAAUAAUGUCAAUAUUCCCAUUGGUUCUCAAGCAGGUCUACCCACUAGGAACUCACAUAUGCAUGCAUCUUCUUCAAUAGUCUUAUUUAAUGAAAUUAUUAAAAAAACUAAUAAAUCAUCCUUGUGAACUCUGAAAAUUUUAGAAAAUAACAUUACAUUAAUUUAUAUAUGACGCUCCCAAAGUGGACGUCAUAAUAGGUGUUGAAUCUUUAAAAGAAUCCCAAAUUUAACAGUACAAACUGACUAUUUUUGCCCCAAGUUUAGAUGCUUAUUGGUGACGAGCUAAACCAACCCACUUCUCAAACGGGUUGGCAUUCAUGGACCCCAAAUAUCUGGGUUCAGGUUAACACGAAACCCUUGGAAAUAAAGGGCUGUCCCCUGCGACCCAAAUCAAAGAAUUGCAUGUACGAGUAGAGUAAAAUAUUUUCUACAGGCUAGAGCCCUGUGUAGGGGUCGGAACACUGAAAGCCAUACUGCCAGUUAAUGCUACACAAGGCGGCAACGAUCCAUGCUGAGAUUAUGAGAAGAGGAGAUGUAGCGAGAGGACUUCUUUAGAGACUCCGAACGUCGGUUUUCUACACCGAUCCCGGCGCGGAGGGCUGCGCCAGGGAAGUACGAUUCCCACUGCAGCGCCAGCGCGCGGCACCUGGCGCCGCGCACGGGAGCGAGCGGAAGACGCCGAGAGGUCGGCACGCGCAAAGAAGACGGCCCGUAUCGGGCGCUUUCGCACACCGAGGACAAGGAUGGCGUCGGCCAUGUGAGGCCCAUCGGCGGAUGCGCCGCGUGGGGCCCCUCGUCAGUGCCGACCUUGGCGUCCAUCACCGACCUUGUCAUCCCCACUCGAACUUAUAAUUACAGCACGGUCAAAAGGGGGAUGAUUUAGCGAAGGGUUACUCUUCUGGCGGAGCCUUAAAUGGUGGGCCGCGACAGGCUGGCCGUGGUGCACUUGGAUCCGCAAAAGUGGAGCAGACGGUGUAUUGAGGCAUUAUAACGAACACCUAGUAAGGUUUCCUCUCUCUCUCUCUCUCUCUCCUUGA